CUCACCCUUCUCAUAAGAUCCUCCCGCUUUCUGUCAACUUGAUUUUCAGACUUCCAUUGCCCCACAAGAACUCAUUUUCACUCAUAUUUAGUUCGAACUUUCUUUAAUUACGCUCGUUCGACAUUGGUGAAUGUUCUUGGCACAAAUAUAACUGGUGUGAGAAAUUACAGAGAGAAAUGAAUCAGAUUGAACACUGGAGUCACCAACAACAUCCUUUGCUCCUAAGAAAGGAUGAGCAACAAGGAUUACCAACAUCCUUUACCUGCGAAAUAUGUGAUGAGUAUUCCGUGGCUGUUAAUGAUGAACUCUACUAUGUCUGUGAUUCAUGCAAAUUUUAUGUCCACAAAUCUUGUGCUGAGUCGCCUCGUCAAAUCAACCACUCUUUUCAUCCUUCCCACCCUCUCGCCUUGUCUACUCGCAGAAACUAUUAUUGCGACUCUUGUCACCAAUACUUCAGAAAUGCUGUCUCUUUCAAAUGUGUUCAAUGCAAUUUUGAAAUGGACGUGAAAUGUGCUUUGAUGCCCCCUAUAACAUGUGAAAGCCAAGAGCACAUCCAGCAUUUCUCUCACCAGCACCCAUUGCCACUUGUUCAGGACGUUGACAACAGAAAUGAAACUAAAUUAUGCUUCGUAUGUCACUUAACAUGUUCAUCUGGUACGGAUUAUGGCUGCACAAAAUGUAGGCAUUUCUUGCAUAAAUCAUGUGCAGAGUUGCCACGAGAAAUCAAACAUUCUGUCCAUCCCAAUCACGGCCUUCUCACCCUUGGUGUUACGCAUGCCUGGUUCACUUGCAGUUUAUGUGACAAGAAAGACGGCCAGACCUUAUUGUUUAAAUGUCGUCAGUGUACGUUUCAGUUGUGUGUGAAAUGUGGUAUGACGGUGAAAGGAAUCAAUAGCAUUAGGUAUGAGGACCAUGAGCACCUUCUUUGUUUUCUGGAGAACACAUACAAUAAACUUGGUCUUUGCAACAGCUACGAUGCCUAUUGUAAACACCCAGUUCUCUCCAAUGCCACUGAAUUUUCUCAUACCCAGUGUUCUAUAUUCCGUUGUUUGGAUUGUGAUUUCAAAGUGCACUUGCUAUGUGGUCCAUUGCCAGCGGUCAUUCAAUAUGAGUACCACAAACACCCUCUCAUCCUUGUGGAUUCGCUCGAGGAAGACAAUUCGGGCGAAUAUUAUUGUGAUGUUUGUGAAACUGAAAGAGAUCCAAGAAUUCGGUUGUAUUAUUGUGAAGAGUGUAAAUUUUUUGCUCAUGUGCACUGCGUGAUGUCUGAGAUUAUUAAAGUACUUAAGGGAGACCUUAGUAAUGUGGAGCUGAAGACCAUUGGAGCAGAUUUCUGGAAUUUUUCUGAAGAAGCUGUACUUCUGGCAGAGAAAGUGCAGGCCAAGUCUUCCGUAACCUUUAAAGAUUUAUUAAACACCGCACUAAGUGAGGCACAGUGGCUCACGAGUGAUUUCACAUGGGAUACAUCAUCUCAUGAGGAGAAUAAGGGACAACAAGCUGUUAGUCAAAGCACUGCUGAUCAGCUUAAUCUUACAGAUGACUAUAUUAAUGAGCUUCUACGACUUUGUCGCUAUACUGAAGUGGAUUUCAGCAACUUCACUAAUGCCCUUAAGAGAUACUUUUACAGGAAAAGCUUGAAAAUAAACUCUGACGAUUUAGCAUUGAAAGUCAUUGACAUUGAGGGUUAUAAGGUCCCUUUUACUUUGGCCCCUGUUCUAAAAGUCUUACUUCGCAAAUAUAAAGAUAUUUGUGUGGAUUCCAAGGAAUCACUUGCAGUGAAGAGCAUUGCCCUUUCCUUUUUAUGUAAGGUGGUAAAGCAAAUGCAUAGUACCAGGGUCCAAGACAUCACCAAAGAUCUUCUUCAAGAUUGGUAUUUCUACGUCGAAUUCGCUGAUUAUAGGGUCAACUUAAAAGUCAACUUUCUAAAGCAAUAUCUACAGAAAAUCACAAGAGCUUUUUUUGGUUUCCAACUUAAAAAAGUUGAAUCAAACGUCCCUACAAUAAUAAGCAAAAAAAUUGAUGAGCUAAAACUCCUGCAACUUCAAUACGAAACUAAACUUCAGGAAUGUCAGAAAUUUCGCCAGACUUCUCCAAAGCCAAAAUUUGUGAAUGAGUGCUUGAAUGAGGCUGCAAAGUUGGAGUGGAAUACUGCAAUUAGCUAAGUUUAAUUUUGUUUUGUGUGCCUUUAAUUUGUUUCAUAUAAUAAUGGGGACUGGGAUAAUGUUGUUGGUUUUAUAUAAUAGCGGUUAACUAAAGCCACACAUUAGAAGAUUGAUUGUGCCUUAUUUUUCUCUUCAUUUCUUUUUUUUUUUCCAAUAAUGUUCUCUCAUCAUAAACUAUUUAA
This is a messenger RNA of Morus notabilis, 2344 nucleotides long. RefSeq lists its product as uncharacterized. The transcript has 3 exons. NCBI's taxonomy places the organism in Eukaryota, Viridiplantae, Streptophyta, Magnoliopsida, Rosales, Moraceae. Bases 177 to 2162 code for a protein of 661 amino acids. The record is from RefSeq and is a predicted model, not a curated record.